AUGGGGGGUGCGCCAUCGCUCAUCCUUCCCAACCUUUGGCUGGGAGGCCAGGAUGUCCUGGACAGCCCAGAGUUCUUCGUGAAGAACAACAUUACAUGUGUCCUGUCCUUGGGCCCCGCGGUGAGCAUAUCAAUUUGCCUGACGUUAUAA
Molecule: messenger RNA, 150 nt
Organism: Durusdinium trenchii
Lineage: Eukaryota; Dinophyceae; Suessiales; Symbiodiniaceae
Source: the annotation of a GenBank genome assembly